Messenger RNA from Girardinichthys multiradiatus, 5323 nucleotides. RefSeq names its product muscle, skeletal, receptor tyrosine kinase (gene musk). The transcript has 19 exons. Bases 73 to 3054 code for a protein of 993 amino acids. Gene Ontology annotation, biological process: positive regulation of kinase activity; cell surface receptor protein tyrosine kinase signaling pathway; dendrite self-avoidance. NCBI's taxonomy places the organism in Eukaryota, Metazoa, Chordata, Actinopteri, Cyprinodontiformes, Goodeidae. Gene Ontology annotation, molecular function: transmembrane receptor protein tyrosine kinase activity; cell-cell adhesion mediator activity; ATP binding. The record is from RefSeq and is a predicted model, not a curated record. Gene Ontology annotation, cellular component: plasma membrane; signaling receptor complex; axon.
AAGCUUUCCUAGCUGUUAAGCUCAACAGCAUAAUUCAAACUGCUUUAGUCUACAUAGGUUACUACAGCAUGAAUGCACAGGUUGUGGAAUAAGGAGAAACUAUUAGAGUGUUUUGUUCAUUCUGAAGCCAGAAUGAAGACUUUGGAGCAUAUAUUUGCCUUUCACCUGAUUCUGGUCACCUCAGCUUACAGCACACAGAGAGCACCUCGUAUCAUCACUUUACUAGAAACAGUCGAUAUACUUCUGGAUCACAAUGCCACCUUCAUUUGUGAGGUGGAGUCAAGUCCCAGUGCUUCAAUCACAUGGACCAAAAAUAAUCAACCUAUUAUGUACUAUGACAACCGAUGCUUUACCAAGGAGCAGGGUCAGAUGUUGAUUAUCCCUCAUGUGAAAGACUCAGACAACGGCGAGUACUGCUGCAUUGCCAGUAAUGGCGUUGGAGAAGCUGCAAAGAGCUGUGGAGCACUUCAACUGAAGAUGAAGCCCCAGAUCAAACGGCAACCUACCAAUGUCACUUUACUGAUGGAAUCUAAAGCAGUGCUGCCCUGUGUUACUCUUGGGAACCCCAAACCAGUUGUCACCUGGCUUAAGGAUGAUGAACUCAUCAAGAUCAGUGACCGCAUUACCAUUCUUGAUUAUGGGGCACUGAAAAUUCAUAGAAUCCAGAAGGAAGAUGCAGGGAUGUAUCGCUGUGUGGCCAGAAACAGCUUUGGUUUGGCCUUUUCAAAGCCUGUCACCAUUGAAGUACAAACUCCAGCACGACUCCUGCGAGUACCAAAAAAGAAGAGAGCCGAUUAUGGUAGCCAGAUAACCCUGGAGUGCAAUGCCACUGGGAAUCCUAUUCCCACAAUCAACUGGCUGGAAAAUGGGAAUGCUGUCUCAGGUGCCUCGGUGGAGGAGACCUUGGUGGAAGACGUAAUACUAUCCGUUCUUAAAGUAACAGUGACUAAGUCAGCUUUGUACACGUGUGUGGCCUCAAACAGACACAGCAGUGGAGCAAACACUGUUAAAAAAAGUGCCAGCGUAAUUGUUACAGACUGGAGACAUCAUCAGCAACAACAGACGCCAGACAAAGAUAGAGCCAUCACAGGCUACUGCAGUGCAUAUCGUGGCGAUGUGUGUCACACAAAUCUCCAAGACAAUUCUCUGGUUUUCUUCAACUCCUCCCUAUCGGACCCCGAGGAGAUGCAGGAAUACCUGGUUCAGAGCUGGUGGGCUGAACUCGAAGGCCUGAGUGGGCUGUGUAGCCCAGCUGCACGCUCACUGCUGUGCCACUCCGCCUUUCCUGACUGCAACCCAUCAGGUGCAGAAUCGGCUCCUAAACCAGUCUGCAGAGAACACUGCCUGGCGGUAAAGGAGCUCUACUGCCAUAAGGAGUGGUUGACACUAGAGGGGACUGGUUCAGUUCAGGGUGGACUCUUGAGCUCGGUCACAGGAUCCCACACUUUCACUUCACUGCUGCCCAACUGUCAGACCUUACCAAGUCUUCGCGCUGACCCUGAUGGUUGUACAUAUAUUCCCUUUGUAGAUCUCCAAAAAGAUCAGAUAACAACAAGAUGUUACAAUGGCAGAGGUCGCUUCUACCAAGGCAGUGCAAAUGUCACAAGAUCUGGAAUACAGUGUCAACCAUGGAACCAACAGGCUCCCCACCAGCACCGUCUCUCUGUGGAUGUCAUUCCAGAGUUGAUGAACUCUGAUAACCACUGUAGGAAUCCUGGAGGAAUCAGUGACAAGCCCUGGUGUUACACCUCAGAUCCUAACAUACGCUGGGAGUACUGUUCUGUGCCCCAGUGUGGGGUACCAAGCACAGCACCAGUUAUGAAGCCAAAGCUGGCGGUGCCUGAUCAGAUUCCUCAUCCCCCUCCCACAUCAACAUCAUCAUCGCCAGCCUACUCAAUGUCUGUCAUUGUUAUUGUCCUGACAUCAAUGGCAACUACAGCCUUCCUCACAAUUAUCAUCCUUGGCUGCCACAGGCGGAGGAAGCAGUGGAGGAACCGAAAGAGAAGAGAGAUUGGGACCCCAACACUGAGCACUCUACCAUCUGAGCUCUUACUGGAUCGACUGCAUCCCAAUCCCAUGUACCAGAGAGUUCCUUUGCUGCUGAACUCAAAGCUGCUGGCCCUCGAGUACCCCCGAAACAAUAUCCAAUAUGUCAGAGAUAUUGGGGAGGGAGCUUUUGGACGUGUUUUUCAAGCCAGAGCACCGGGCCUCCUGCCAACAGAGCCUUUCACCAUGGUGGCUGUGAAGAUGCUGAAAGAGGAAGCUUCACCUGAUAUGCAGAACGACUUUCAGAGGGAGGCAGCCCUCAUGGCUGAAUUCGACCAUCCAAACAUUCUUCGACUCUUGGGUGUGUGUGCUGUGGGUAAGCCAAUGUGUCUGUUAUUUGAGUACAUGGCCCAAGGUGACCUCAACGAAUUCCUCCGUCGCCAGUCUCCAGCCGAGUCUGUGCACACCCUUAGUCGGGCUAGCCUAUCAGCUCGCAGUUUAUCCUCCGAUGUGGAGACGGGGUCUCUCACCUGUCCAGAACAGCUGUCCAUUUCUAAGCAGAUCGCUGCAGGAAUGGCCUACCUAUCAGAGCGCAAGUUUGUUCACCGGGACCUUGCAACCCGCAACUGCCUGGUUGGAGAAGAAAUGGUUGUGAAGAUUGCAGAUUUUGGCCUUUCCAGAAAUAUCUAUUCGGCUGAUUACUACAAAGCCAACGAGAACGAUGCUAUACCCAUACGCUGGAUGCCCCCGGAGUCAAUUUUCUACAAUCGUUAUACAACUGAAUCAGAUGUGUGGGCCUAUGGUGUGGUGUUAUGGGAGAUUUUCUCCCACGGCAUGCAGCCAUAUUACGGUAUGAGCCAUGAGGAGGUUAUUUACUAUGUAAGGGAUGGUCACAUCCUUUCCUGUCCUGAGAACUGUACUCUGGAGCUGUAUAAUCUGAUGCGUCUUUGCUGGAGCACACACCCAUCAGAAAGGCCAAGCUUUAGCAGUAUACAUCGGAUACUGGAGCGAAUACAUAAAAACAGCAUGAACACAAAUGCUUCAGCAGAGGCUGAAGCUGACUCAUAAUUUUGCUGACUCAUAACCUUGCUUGCAUGUGGACACAUGCACAAGCAUAAAUAGAAAAGUCCGAUUGUUUGGUAAAGUCUACUUCAUCAGCCCGUUCCUUCUCUGAGGACAUCAAAUCUUAUUACGUCUAUCCUAUUUUUAAUGACAUGCCAUGGUUUAGUUUUUAGUUUCAGAUGUUUUUUAUCCUAAUGCUGUCCAUCUGACAUGCCAGACUUACUGCAAACCCCAAAUAUAAGACGGAUAUUAAAGAAAUAAAAUGUCUCCCUGCUUGAACCACCUGAUUUGAAUGAAUGGGUCAAUACCAGACUGUUGCACAAUGGGGUGUCAAGCUUGGAAGAUAAUUGAAGUACUUUGUUUAGGUGUGUAGGAGCCAUGGCACAUCAAAUAUAUAUAGGACAUUUAACCCCAGGACCGGACUUGCCCACCUCCACUAGCCAGCUCAAGAUGAGACAAAAUUUAACAGUACCCCAACCAUGCCUAAUAUCAAUAUGACAAUUUACAAUUCCUACAAAUAGUUCGAUAUAAUGAAAUGGUGCUAACAGCUUGGGGGACUUUGCCAAAAUUGAAAAAAGGAAAUAUUAGAUAAAUUUCAGUUUCUGGCACUUUUUAGAGUUCUUAAAUCUAAGCUGAUUUGUAAAAGUUUUUGUUACAUUUGUUGGCUUAGAUUUUAUUAGGUAUGCUCUGAUCUGGAUUUUUCUGUUCCUGAUAGAGAUUCUAGUCACGUAAGAAUAGAUAUUUGUGGAUACUGAAUGUAUUCGUAUACACCAUUAAAGUUCGUCAAGCCUAUGGAUAUGAUUCCGGGAAAGUACACUUUCAUGCAGUCUAUCUUUUAAUGUAAAAACGCUUGCACUGUAAAAAACAAAUCCAGAUUUUUUUUCAACAAAACAAUGUGGAUGAGCUUAAAUACAGUUUUGCAAACCGGACACACAUACAAAGGCGUGAUUGUUAAACAUCGGCUGUGUAGCAUGUGACUCUUUGGUUCGCUAAGUGUGUGGCUCACAAAAUCCCAGACGCUACACCAACAUAGCCUUUACGUUCCUUUAUUAUCAGACACACAAAGUUGUAAGAAAAUCAUCAGUAUGUAUCAAGAGUCCAGUUUCUCCGGGGACUCCAAUACAGAUAAUUUAAAAAUACAGAGACAUCGAUCCAAUACUCAGGAUUGGAUCGGGAACAUUUUCUUAUUUUAUUGAGCAUUUAUAGUUCUGUAUUUAUUCUCAGUUUAGUCAGCCCCGUUCCUCCAUUCCACAAUACCUUUAGAUAUUAUAAGAGACAAAGUUUAUAAUCUGAUUAGGAGGAAAAAAGGCAAGAUUAAUAGGCAUUAAUUUUCCUGUUUUUCUAGGUUUUUGUAAAAGCUUUUGGGAAAUGUAUGUGUGUUUUAAAUAGUCCUAAAGAACACCUUUUUAAAAUAACUUGUUCUCAGUUGAAGUCACUUGCCAUGUACUUUUUUAGUAUAUGACAAGUUUGAAUAACAAAUUUGUGGUCAUUUUUAAUCAUUUCAACAACACAUGUUUAAGCCAUGUUUUUCAUCAGUUGGGUCUUCAGCUGUUGUGUUUUUAUUUUCUUCUUGUUCUGAACUUUUAAGCUUAAAGGACAAACCAAGAGGCAGAGUGUGACUAAAUGUUUCUUUGAUGCCAUUAGAAUAUGACAUGUAUAAGAUGAGGAUAUCAUGCUAAUGUUUCAAAAACAUUGCUAUUAAAAUUAACACUAGAUUAUUCCACGGUAGUGCACACUUUCAGUCAAUUCUGAUAGUUGUGCUAUAUGAGUUUCAAUUUGAGGCAUUUUUUCUUUGUUAUGCUGUUGGUUUUCACUGUUCAAUCUAUAAAUGUGUUUUUCAACCUCCUAAACACAUAUUUAUUUUAAUGGGAAUUAUGAUAAACCUUUUCUUUGAUCUAUUAUUUAAAGUGAUUUAAAAACGGAAUUUAGUAAGGAUAAGCCAUCAUUUGUCUCAAAUUGGCAAAUAGAUUUGCUCUUAUAGGCAGGUUAAUUUUUUAUCUUUAAAAAGAAAAAGUUUAGUUCUUAUCUAAGAGAUCAGACUUGAUACACAGUAUGGAUGCAUAAAUUAAUGAUUCCCAUCAUUUUAAAAACCGUUUUGAUACGUCAGUUGUUAAUGCAUCAAGGAUAACCUCAGCAAUUUUUUGAUUGUGGUGUGAUAUUUUUUAUUUGUUACAAUACAUAAAGUAUGAUCUAAUUCCUUUAUUUAUUUUUAUAACUCUUGAUUUUUAUUAAAUAAUAUACAUCUCUGUUUUACUAAUAAAUUAAGAAAUAUGGA